AUGUGCGUAUUGAAGACAACAUCUGUACCUACCUACCUCAUAUCUACAUUCGAGUCAUUGCGAAGAAGCGUGGACUAUAGAAUCAAAGAAGAAGCCAGACUAACAAGAGCAUUAUUUGCUACAAAUAGUAGUUAUGUUAAUAUCGAAAAAAUAUUACAAGAACAAACUAUGACUGAUUUACCAAAAAUGGAUUUAUCAAGUUUUAUAGAUUUUGAUGAUGGAUUGAAAAAUGACAUUGAAUUAAUGAAAAAUCUAGCAAUUAUAAAUUCUUUAUAA
Molecule: messenger RNA, 276 nt
Organism: Macrosiphum euphorbiae (potato aphid)
Lineage: Eukaryota; Metazoa; Arthropoda; Insecta; Hemiptera; Aphididae
Source: the annotation of a GenBank genome assembly